GAAGAGCCUACCAAAAAGUGGAAGAGUUGCAACGUCUCCUAGAAGUGGCCGUCAGCAACUUCAAGCAGCUUGGAGGCAUCACUCCCCAGGAAAGGCAGACCAAACUCGAUGAGAAAAGGUUUGAAAGGACCAUCUCUGAGCUGAAUAUGCAGCUGGAAUAUGAGCAGAUGCGACGGGAGAAGUUGGAAGCUCAGCUGGACGAAACCCGAGCAGAACUAGGAAAACUCAAAGAGCUACAAGAAAAAAACGAGAUGCCUUCGACCCAUAAGUUCCCUGUGGAGUCACUGGAUUUCCCGAAAGAAGAGCCUGACUCAGACGCAGCCGUCUCCGAUUUGCCUAAAGUGAGUUUUGACAGCAAGAAAGAGAAGAAGAUGAAGAAAAGGCCUCCUUUCAGCCCUGGGGGUGUGAUUGUAAAAAGGUUCUAAGAGAAGUAAGGAAUAAACAAAAGUAAGCAUUUGACUCAAAGGAGAAUUGAGUCCAGUCACCUUCCUGUACAAUCCUAAGCAGAAAAGUAGGUUAAUUAACAAUGUCAC
This is a messenger RNA of Thamnophis sirtalis, 533 nucleotides long. NCBI's taxonomy places the organism in Eukaryota, Metazoa, Chordata, Lepidosauria, Squamata, Natricidae. The record is from RefSeq and is a predicted model, not a curated record.